AAUGAACCCCGCUGAACCCUAAGAUCCGUCCGGACGAGGAGCAGGUGGUAGCCAUGGUGACCAUUCGCGAAGCCCUGCUCUCGGUCGUGGGAGAGAGCGCCGCCUCCAUCCAGCCAAUUGUCGAGGCCCUUGCCGAGCUAGGUUUUGACGAACAUGAACAAGUCGGCACAGCCUUCAGUUUGCUAGAAGCGGACCAAGCGGCAGGCCUCACUGUUCGGCAGCAGUUGACGCUAAAAGCUGCCAUUCAAGCUGUGGCGGUUGACCUGGGCGCGCGGAGCGCGACAAGAGCUGUCUCGGAGUCGGAGUUGAUUACGGGGUCGAUAACGUACUCUUUCACGUCCGCCAGAGAUUUCCUUCGCAACUAUGAGCCCCGUCGGUUGGAGCUGCUGCCGAGCGCGUCAUCACAGACGAUGGGCGUGAAGUGUCAGGUGCCGUCGGCGGUCGAGCCCUGGCACACGUUCGACACGGAUUGCUGGGCGCUACUUCGCGUGCUGCCGGAAGGCGGCCCUCCGGUCAAGGUGGCGGUGCGGGCGCCGAAGUUCGCCACUGUGAGCAACGAGAACAACCUGCAGUUCGAGCUCCUUACCCACCUGCUACAGCCGCUUGAGCUAGCCUUGACGGAGACGGACGACUUCUUCCAAGCCCUUAGCCCAGCACCAGGAGUGAAGAAGGGCAUGACAUCAGCACGCAGUGACUUCGUGCUGCAGUCCCGUGCCAACAACGAGCUGCUGGUGGCGAUCGAGGUGAAGACAUCAGCUGUGUUCUGUGUGCCUAAAGGAAGCAACUUGCCAGACAUGUAUGCGGCCGCUGUCAAGGACACCAAGAACAGCAAGAACAACAACAUCGUCAAGUGCGUGAGCCAGCUGUUCAGCUAUCUCGACGUUGUGCCGUUCGGCGUGGUGGUGACGGACCAGCAGCUCUUCUGCAUGCGGCGGGAGGGCACCGUCCUGCUGUGCAGCCCCAGCAUUCCCCUGGCAGGGUAUGUGCUUUGCCUGGCCAAACGAGGGCGGGGGCACCCCCGUGCAGCAGAGCUGCAGGAGGCAUCUUCUGCUGCAACUGCAGCACGGAAGGAGCUUGAGGCGUCUGGCGGGCGCAGUGCGGACUCACUGACCGCAGUGGCGGCGCUGUACAGCCUGGCGAAGAUGUCCCAGCGGUGGUGGACGCAGCAGCCCUCUGGCGGAGUGGGGCAGCACAGCAACAGCAGUGAUGGUGGCGGCGGAACUGCAGCAUCCAAGCCCGCUACGCUCCUGCCGACUGAUGCAGAGAGCGAGUGCACCUCCAGCCAGCUCUUCCCGGGCCGCAGCUUCGACCCCAGGGUUCCGGGCGGAGUGCCUCCUUCCUUGGGGAGCGCAUGCCUGGGCGUCGUGCUGCAGGGGGCUGUGGGCGGCCGCGCAGCAGCCGUGAAGCUGGUGGACCUGUGGCGGGGGCCGGAGGGCAAGGAGGCGCUGCAGCACGAGGCGCGGAUCUACCAACUGCUGCGGCCGGUGCAGGGCACCCACGUGCCGGAGCUCCUGGGCUUCGGCACCUGCGACGGCUGGCAGUAUUUCCUGGCCACGAGCCUGGAGGGCCCGGCGCUGAGCAGCGAGGAGGGCUGGGCGUUGGGCGAGGAGGUGACCUGCGCGGCCGCCUUCGCUGCCCUGGACGCGGUGCACCGGUGCGGAGUCCUGCACGGCGACAUCGCACUGCGGAACUUCGUCCUGGCUGCGCCGCCGGCGGGCGGCGGUGGCGGCAAGCAGGACUGGCGCAGCGGCAGCCAGGAGGCCAGCUCUGGGCAGCAGGCGCAGCGGCAGCCGCUCGUCCUGCUCCUGGACUUCGGGCUCGCCCAGUCGGUGGCCGAGGCGGCCGAGGAGCAGGGCGAGGAGCCCGCCGAGCUCAUCGGGCGGGAGAGGAUGGAGCUGCGGGACCUGCUGGACUGGGAGCCUCCUUCCUCCCUUCUCCCGCUGGCGGCGGCUGCCUCCGGCACCUACGCGUCCUCGGGUGCGGGGGCCGCAGCGGCCCUGGGGGGCGGCGGUGGCGACCGGCCCCAGCUGCAGCCGCCCGGCUUGCCAAGCCCAGGAGAGGCGCCAGGCCGCUCGGCAGCGGCAAGCAGGCCGGGCAGUCCCGCCGGUAGCGACGGAGCGGGGCCGCUCUCGGCCUUCCUGCCGCCGCGGCCGCUGCAGCCUAGGCCGCACGGCAGGCCCGGCGGGUGGCGCCAGCAGCAGCAGGGUUUCGCCCGGCCUCGGACGUCAUUGGCGCCACGCGUUGAUGGAGGCUUCAGGGCGUCCCGCCUGUCGCUGCGGCGGCUGACAUAAAGGUUCACGACGGAUGGCUGCGGCAGGGACGCGGGGGCUUGCAGUGGCGGCUGCUGGCGGCCGGGGAUGGCGGCGGUCGCCCCCCCCCCCAAACUUGCGGGCGCCCUCGCUGGGCGCCGCGACCAGCGCUGCAGUGGCUGAGGCGAAGGCGGCCGUGGCCGAGGUCCUGGGCGGGUGGCAGGGGGCCGAGGGGCUUUUACGUCGUACGGCGGAGGAAGAGCGCAGCAGUGGAGGCGGGGCGCCGCCGUGGCCGCGCAGCGAGUGUCGGCGAAGACCCUC
Chlamydomonas reinhardtii is the source of this 2570-nucleotide messenger RNA. RefSeq lists its product as uncharacterized. Bases 54 to 2291 code for a protein of 745 amino acids. Gene Ontology annotation, biological process: protein phosphorylation. The transcript is spliced from 9 exons. Gene Ontology annotation, molecular function: protein kinase activity. The record is from RefSeq and is a predicted model, not a curated record. NCBI's taxonomy places the organism in Eukaryota, Viridiplantae, Chlorophyta, Chlorophyceae, Chlamydomonadales, Chlamydomonadaceae.